Messenger RNA from Selaginella moellendorffii, 1020 nucleotides. RefSeq names its product alpha N-terminal protein methyltransferase 1. Bases 60 to 932 code for a protein of 290 amino acids. Gene Ontology annotation, cellular component: cytoplasm. Gene Ontology annotation, biological process: N-terminal protein amino acid methylation. The transcript has 8 exons. Gene Ontology annotation, molecular function: methyltransferase activity. The record is from RefSeq and is a predicted model, not a curated record. NCBI's taxonomy places the organism in Eukaryota, Viridiplantae, Streptophyta, Lycopodiopsida, Selaginellales, Selaginellaceae.
UGUUAGGGCUCGUGUCUCCUGCCAGUGCCCCUGUGCUCUUGGCCGCGGCGGCGAGGAGGAUGGACGAAGGCGGGCUUGAUUCCAAUGGCAAGGUCUACGCGAGCAGGGAGGAUAUGUGGAAAGAGGAGGCGGGGAGUGGCGUCGCCGAGAGUCCCAAGAGGAAGGAGUGGUACCAGAAGGGGAUUUCUUACUGGGAGGGUGUAGAUCCGACUGUGGACGGCGUGCUGGGUGGAUUUGGCAAAGUGAGCAACAGGGAUGUGAUUGAUAGCAAUGCUUUUCUCACGGAGUUGCUUAAAGAACGCAUUCUUCCGACUAAAGACAAUAGAAAACUCGUGGCUCUUGAUUGUGGGGCUGGUGUUGGAAGGAUAACCGAGAAUUUGCUCUUGCGGCAUUUUCAUGAGGUGGAUCUAGUCGAGCCGGUCAGGCAUUUUUUAGAUGCUACCAAGAAACGAUUGACCUCCGACGUUCCAGAAAAUGUGCAGCACAAAGCCGUCAACUUCUUCUGCACGCCGCUCCAGGAAUUUACACCCGAGCCUCAUCGAUACGAUGUGAUUUGGGUGCAAUGGUGCAUUGGCCAUCUCACGGACGAUGACUUUGUUGCGUUUUUCCGACGCGCUGACAUUGGUUUGAAACCCGGUGGCUUUUUUGUGCUGAAAGAGAACAUCGCGAGGCAUGGUUUUGUGGUUGACAAACUUGAUAGUAGCGUCACUCGCUCUGAUGCUUAUUUCCGAGACCUUUUUCUGCGCGCUGGUUUCCAUCUAUUAAAAACCAAGUUGCAAAAGGGGUUCCCUCGUGAAUUGUUCGGAGUGAGAAUGUAUGCAUUGAGCAGUGUUUUGCAAGAAACUGCUGCGCCAAGCUCUGCUUCGAAAGAUGUCCGGGCAUCAAAGGGAGUAGCCAGGCUAAAACCACGAACUUCGAAGAGGUGUAAUUGAUGGAAUGAGAAUGACAUCAUGGAAGCUAAUGUUUAGAUAAAAUGGAGGUGAUCUUAGAAUCAUACAGACUUACAAGCUGGCCUGGUUC